AUGCCCAGCCCUGCGAGCGGGAACGCGGGUAACGUGAAGCGUCCUGCUGUAGAGGGUGAUGACGAGAAUGAUAGGUCAAAGGGCCCAAUCAAGACCACCACAGCCCCCUCAGCCUCUGGGCCGAAGAAACAGGCACGCGGAGAUCGAGGCCAGGAGGACUACUCAGCUAAGGUCAAGACCAGGAUGUCGACAUAUACACGUACUGGCCAGGCGUGCGACAGAUGCAAGGUCCGAAAGAUACGCUGCGAUGCACUUCCAGACGGCUGCUCCUCGUGCAGCUCGCAGGCCAUCAAAUGCUUUGUAACCGACCGUGUCUCCGGCCGUACCGAACGGCGAGGUUAUCUUAGGGAUCUAGAAAGAGAAAACGACAGCUUGCUGUCUCACAUUCGCGAACUAGAGCAGUUGGUUGCCGAAAAGGGCGUUCAGGUCUGGCCGUUCGCUGCCACCGUGCAAUCGGAGACGGGCCCAGCACCGGAUGGGGCAGAUCAGCCUAUUACUAACCCUAUGAAGGUUUCGGUUCCGCUUGAAGAUGGGUGGGAUAAGCUUGGAUCGCUGUGGGUGAAGCCUUCCGACUCGAAGGAUGCUCCUUUGAAGCCUUUGUUGGUCCCAAAUUUUCCUCGCAGCCGUCUUGAGUCACGCCCCGAGGAGACGUGGCUGGGUGUGGGAUGGGAUAGUCGACCGCUUAGUUCUAUUAACGGAACCAAGUUGACGAUUAUGGGAACAACUAUUGACACUGCGUCUUUUGACGCCCCUGACAUGGACGAGCCUCCUUCAGAUUCGAACCACACUACACCACUCUACAACAAGUCUGUACAAGCAUUUCUGCAGUCAGCUUCAGGUCUCAACCCUCCAGUCGAAAUCAGCCUCCCCCCAAGAGAAGAGGCUUUCACCUAUACCCAGUACUAUUUCAUGUUCAUGGCGUCAUAUAUCCCUAUUUUGCACAAACCCACCUUUAUGAGACUGCUCGAGCGGGUUUAUGACGAACCUGAUUUCAAACCCACAACCGCCGAGCUGGUGCAAGUCCACAUGGUAUUUGCCAUCAUCUUUUAUCAGUACGGCGUGCGGAACUGGCAAGAAGCUGAACAGAGCGCGCAUCUUAAUGCCACGUCAAACAAGCAUUACCACUUUGCUAUUAGCAAGUUUUAUGAGCUGUAUGCCUCCCGCGACGUCGCUGCCCUCCAGGCCAUGACUUUGCUUGCGGCUCAUACGCGUUCUUUCCCGAAGCCGGGAUGUGGUUUGUUGAUUACCAAUCUGGCUUUCCAGCGAGCCAUUGAUCUGGACUACCAUCGGAAUCCCAAAAUUCCGGAGACGGGGACGAACUUGGGAAUUGAACUACGGAAGCGUAUCUGGUGGGUCUUGAUCACCAUCUACGUUGCUGUGACUGGACGACGAGGCCGGCCCAUGCCCAUCACUGUGGAAGAGUUCGAUACAGGGUUUCCCGAGCCCCUGAAUGAUGAGCAACUUACAGAAACUGGUGUCGAUAGGACGCAGUCCACGCCAUGCAACUGGCAGGUUGGCCUGGCUACAUUCAAGCUGAUUCCAAUCAUGAUGGAGAUGUACUCCAACAUCUACAGCGUCCGGAGGGAUACCCAAAACUAUGGCACGAUCGUGACUGCGUUGGAGAAGGAGCUAGACAAGUGGGAGAGCGAACUGCCUGCGGAUUUACGCCUGGACCUGGAACAAGCUCCGCAACAACAUAACUUGGGUGCAUUGUACUUGAAGGGCUACUGCCUAGAGGUGCGGCUCUCCCUGCGACAUACAUCUACGAGCCCUAUCACAGACCAGGAGACAAUGGCUCAGAACACCAAAAUCUGCGAAGAAACAGCCAGAGAGUUACUACGAACGGUAAAAUAUGUUUCGGAGCUCAAAUCCCUCGACACGACGUGGACACAAAUGUCGAUCUACACGAUGGCUGCUUUUUCACUGCUCGUCUCAUACUGGACUCGGCGUAAGGAGACGACCCCGGAUGAGAUCGCGACCCUUCGUCAAGAGAUGGAAGACUGGAUGGGGGUGCUCCGUGAGCUGAGCCAACUGAUGGGAUCUGGCCCAGGCAUACUAAAUCAGAUCGGCAGCAUCAUAGAGCGAACAAUUAUCUGGAUCGAGAAUGAGACGGCACGUCCGCCGCCGCCACCUGCCAUCAAGCAGGAGCCGGUUCAUCACGGCGCUCUGGCUUCACAGCAGAUUCAAAAUCAAGGCACCCUUAACCAGAGCCAUAGUGCGCCAGCUGUUCGACUCAAGGCAGAUCAGGUACCCACGGACGCUUCCGUUGGCCACGUUCAAGCCCACGGCCCUGUUGAAGCUGGGCCAGCAACGACACCCGCAAAUGCUCACGCACCACAGCAGGUUCAUCAUCAACAUCAGCAUCAACAUCAGCAGCAGCACCAGCACCCGCUUCAACCUCGAGCCUCCCCGCAUCAAAUCGCUCAACAACAACAGGUGCACCCUGAGCGUGCAGGCGAGAAGCAUUUCUACCAUGACCAUACCCAAGAAAUGAACGGGCCCCCUUCAUAUCCCAUUACCUACACAAAUCAUUCUCCCCAUGAUGGCGCUCUCACGGCACAGCCCUACGAACAUGAGACGGCCAUGUACUACUCAGCGGCUUCACAGCACGCAGCACCAUCCUCCGUUGUAUCAGUACCCCCCGGCGCCGAGUCCAACCCUCUCAUUGCGUUUGCAUCUCAAGCCGCGCAGCAUGUUAAUACCACCGAACAAUUAAUCUGGCAGCGAGCUGGCGGAAAUGCUUGGCAAGACUGGACAGCAGCUAUCGCAGACAGCGAUGAUCGGUAUGGAGCUGGUGCUCUGCUCACCCUCGGAAAUACAGGUGCCGUAUCAGGUUCUGGGCAUCGAGGUUCGAUUGCAUCUAUGUCUAGCGCCCAGCAUAACCCGCAGGACAUCGCAGUUCAGUGGCCGAUGGUGAUCAACACGAUGGUUGAUCCCCAGAAUCCCCAUAUGCAUUUGCAGCAGCAACAGCACCACCCCCAUCAUACUCAGCAUCCCCACCAUCAACAACAUGUGCAUCAGUAG
Messenger RNA from Clonostachys solani, 3024 nucleotides. The record is from the annotation of a GenBank genome assembly. NCBI's taxonomy places the organism in Eukaryota, Fungi, Ascomycota, Sordariomycetes, Hypocreales, Bionectriaceae.